Messenger RNA from Onthophagus taurus, 1601 nucleotides. RefSeq lists its product as uncharacterized. NCBI's taxonomy places the organism in Eukaryota, Metazoa, Arthropoda, Insecta, Coleoptera, Scarabaeidae. The record is from RefSeq and is a predicted model, not a curated record.
CGAUAAUAUCUUAUCAAUCAAAUAAUUUGUCAGGGGAAGAUCAAUAUUGAUGAAGCAAGAACUCCCUCAGCACCAACUACACUUUAACUUAAUCCUUGAUAAUUUACGAGAGUCACUAAAACCAUUAAUUUAUAAUGUUCUAAACCGCAUCUAAACUAGGCGAAAUCUAAAAUUUAAUUAAAGAAUCACCGAAAAUGUUAAGAAAUAUAUUUAGACAAAGCAUUUCGAUUCCACAACAAAAAGAAGCAUCAACACAAUGCGAAGGGGACGCAACACAAACAUCGCUUUUAUGGACUCAAACCGAAAACAUUUUUGGACUUAUCGAAUCUUACAUCGAACAAUUUUUAAGUGACGAUUCAAAUCAAAUGGCAAACAUAAAACAUUACGAGGAACGUUUAAAUCUUUUUUAUCAACUUUUAGGAACGGUAAUUGUUGAAAAAGAAUCCGAACAAUUUCAAAGAAAAAUCGAAAUCGAUUUAAAAUUGGCUCAAUGUAGAUACAAAGUGGAGCGAUCGAAAGGAUUGACCGCAUCUAAAACAUUAACGAAGGGUGUAAACGAAGAAUUAGGUUACGUUUUAAACGUUUUGGAGAAUUUUAAACGCACAAAAGUCGAAUUUACCAAAGAAAAUUUUUUAAUUUUAAACCGAGUCAAAGAUAUUUUGGAUGAUUUAACCGAAAAUCGAAACGAAAUCGAUCGACAAUUUUCAUUUUCACAACAAACCGAAUUAAGUAUCCUUCAUAAAUUAAAGACGAUCCAAUCAUUUUGGAAAACGAUUUACAACAACCUCCAACCAUCGAUAAGCAAAGAAUGCAGAGAGAACAUCCAAAUCAUUCUCCAAUCAUUAAACAUCGAAAUCGUUUUAAAAUUGAAGGAAUUACACGUCGAUGCGGAUGAUAUUGAGCCGGUUUCUAUAAAUACAAUCAUUUCAAAUGAGUUAUUAUCGAUUGAUAAUGAUGACGAGGACGAAGAUUUGCAGCCGUUUAAAGACCCAGCAAGGAUGCACACUUUCGAUACUUUACAGAUUGCGAGAAAAACUGUGAAAUUAAAGAAUAAUAUCGCCGAAUUAAUCCGGGAAUUGGAAGGAAAUGAUAUCAGUAAAUAUGACAGGUUAAAGAAAAUGUUGGAUAAAUGUCAAGAUGGUUUCGAAGAGAUCGAAAGUCACCACAACACCGAUUUAAUCGCUUUAAGAACUGAAACUUUCAAUAAAUUACUUGCAGCAUCAAAAAUGACUAAUGAUUUGUACGAAAAGAAAUUAUUAUCGAAGAAUUAAUUAAAAAAGAAUAAAUAUUUGUGUGAUUAAUUUUUAAGUUUUAUUGUAAAGCGAGGCCAAAGUUAGUGUUGUGUUCUUAAGAAAAAUUUAUUAUAAUAUUUGUGUUGUAAAGUCUAUUAUUACGUUCAAUUAGAUAAGAUAACGAAAAAAUGAUAUUGAUCUCGUUUACAAAAAGGUGCCGUUUUACUAUUGAUUCAGCAAAGGUACACGGUGUAAUUAUAGUCGAGGUCGUUAUAAAACAAUUAUAAUUGUAGAAAAACCUUAAUUACUUUCGAUAUCGAUGGAGUCAAGAAAAAAAUUAAUUUUGGAGUAAUACAAAAUCAAAAAAUC